This is a messenger RNA of Colletotrichum higginsianum IMI 349063, 279 nucleotides long. RefSeq lists its product as uncharacterized. Lineage: Eukaryota; Fungi; Ascomycota; Sordariomycetes; Glomerellales; Glomerellaceae. The transcript is spliced from 2 exons. Bases 1 to 279 code for a protein of 92 amino acids. The record is from RefSeq and is a predicted model, not a curated record.
AUGAGCAUCAAGAACACCGAUCACAACGUCAACAAGAGCAUCAACCACGACAUUCUCAACAGUUCCAACAGUUUCAGCUUCUCCAAAGACUACCAAGACGCCCUUGUAAAACUGCAGUAUCUGCAGCUGCGGUUCAGACUGGCUCAGGCUGACAUGGCCAUGGAGAUUGGCGCGUUGAUGAAACUGGAUGCCAUGGCCCGGUGGCCCGGUGGAGAGAAAAUAUGCCUGUCUCUGGCAAACGAUCAACACAAACCACCCAGCCUCUACUUAAGCACCUAA